This is a messenger RNA of Ascochyta rabiei, 840 nucleotides long. Its product is annotated as Ribosomal protein lysine methyltransferase. The record is from RefSeq and is a predicted model, not a curated record. NCBI's taxonomy places the organism in Eukaryota, Fungi, Ascomycota, Dothideomycetes, Pleosporales, Didymellaceae. The transcript is spliced from 3 exons. Bases 1 to 840 code for a protein of 279 amino acids.
AUGGACCUGAGCACGAUCCUGGGGAGCGAACCCAUCACAGACCCUGACCAAGAGGCCUUUGUAGUCUUUUCGCAAGAGAUUCCUUCUUCGAGCCUGGGCAUCAUCGACGCGCAUGCGGAGAUGCUGGAGCUUACUGUCGCCCGUGUCGACCUGGUCAUCCACCAGAGCAGAGGUCUGCUGACGAGCGAUCGUAAGGCGGGGACCACGGGUGCAGUGGUUUGGGCUGUCACCCCGCGCUUCGCAGAAUGGAUCGCCGCGGCAGACAAUCUUCUCUUUACAUCAGGCCUGUUGUCGCCAAAUUCGAAAUGCAUAGAACUUGGAUCAGGUAUCUCCGGCAUCGUAGCCCUUACGCUCGGUGCAAAAAUAGCACAAUUCACAGCAACUGACCAAGACUACGCCAUGAAGUUACUGCGCCAGAACAUCUCCUCCAACCUCGACGCCGUCUUCCCAGCGUCCAAGAGGGGAGGUAAAAGUAAGCAGAAGUCACAAACUUCGAGUCAGAACAGCAACCGCAUCAAAGCCGACAUCCUCGAUUGGGAAGAGGAUUCCGUCGAGCAGCGGGAGCCAGUCGACCUCGUCGUAGCUUGCGACUGCAUCUACAACGAAGCGCUCAUCGAGCCUCUGAACACAACCUGCGCAGCCAUCUGCAAGCUCAACACAGACGCCGAGCAGCCCACAUUGUGCAUGGUAGCACAGCAGUUGCGUUCUCCUGAUGUCUUCGAGGCCUGGCUGAAGAGCUUCCACCGCCUGUUCCAUACGUGGCAAGUGCCUGACCAGUAUCUGACCACGGGACUAAGAGAGAACAGCGGGUUCAUCGUGCAUAUUGGCGUUGUGCGGUGA